AUGUUCAUACGAGACUCCCGUGAUGAGGCAGAGCUUGCCGUGUACGUUGGCCUUCAAAACAAACAUGACCUCAGACAUUUUGCCUUGUCCUGGCCUGUCAUCAAGACCUGGAUUAGGGCUCCACAUAAGCAGACUCAUGCGCUGAAAGUUGAGGUAAACCAUCUUAUCCAGGAUGGCAAGGAAUUGCCCUGUAUCGAAGAUCCAUACGAAAUUUGGCCACAACGUUCCCGGGAGUCGGAGGAGCACACUUCUUUGAGGCUUACACACAUUAUGGCAUGGCACCUCGUGCAGAUGUCCAAGGACAUAGAGGAAUACAUCAGGUCCAGUGACCUAGAUAACUUCCAUCGCACAAGGAGAUAUCGCGGUGAACUAAGCGCGAUGUUGGAGCUCGAUAUCCCGCUGGACAAUAUUUUCCACCCCCGUCCGCAGCUCGUGUCUUGGAGAAACAAGAUGAACGACAGAUGCGAUCGCUGCUGGUCAAUAUUGGGGUACGUCUCAUGGAUUCCUUAUAUGAAGUCUUGGGAGAAGGCCCUCGGGUUGUUGGUCUCCUCGGAAACUAAGGCGAUCACAUAUGACAGCGGGAUGCCGACAGCGACAAGACCGAGACCUAACCACCUGAGGCUAGCUCAACAAUGCUCCUCUUCAUCUCCCGAAGGAAGUCCUAAAGCGAUUUCCCCAAUGCAGGUUAAGGUAACCUGGGACAGGAAUGAAAACACACUUAGUAACGCGGAUCUUUGCCGCGUCCUCACAGCUAUCGUGCAUGAGGGAAAACUGCUCCCUCCAACAGAUCAGAUGAUGACACAGGACCCCCGAUUAUGCAAGACGGCUGCAUCAUUCCGUGACAUUAUUCGACAUAUGAUGUCUUGUGGUGGUUAUGGAUUAAACCUGUAUUAUAUGAAGCUGUCGUAUCGAUCAGAGACAGAUAAUUGCUAUUAUCAGAUCGACGCGUUCCGAUCCCAGUGGAAGGUAUUGCAUGGGGUUUUUGCAGACCCGGCUAACUCGAAUUUUGUGAUUCGGGUGCUCCUUGAUGUUCAUGAUUAUCGAAAUGGGGAGAUCUACGAAACGACUGAGCUGCCACCGGUCUAUUGA
Molecule: messenger RNA, 1089 nt
Organism: Penicillium crustosum
Lineage: Eukaryota; Fungi; Ascomycota; Eurotiomycetes; Eurotiales; Aspergillaceae
Exons: 1
Coding region: 1-1089 (362 amino acids)
Source: RefSeq, a predicted model, not a curated record